Arachis ipaensis is the source of this 612-nucleotide messenger RNA. The record is from RefSeq and is a predicted model, not a curated record. Lineage: Eukaryota; Viridiplantae; Streptophyta; Magnoliopsida; Fabales; Fabaceae.
AUGACGCGCUUUGCUGAGGCAACCAUGGAGAUCCCAGAAGUCCACCUCCACGACCUCAAAAGCGGCCUCAGACCGAGAAAGUUCCAAGAAAUAAUUGCGGUAACAAAACCAAAAACAUUGGAUGAAUUCAGAGAAAAGGCCGCAGGACAAAUGGAGGUUGAGGAACUUCGGGAAGCCUGGAAGACAGACAAGCAUCAAACCAAAAGGGAGGAAGACAAAACCCUCAGGUCAACAAGCAACAGAGAACUGAAAAAGCCUUUCAAGCUUACCCCCAAGUUUGAUAACUAUACCCGAUUCAACACAAAGAGAGAAGACAUUAUAAAAGAAAUACUACAUGCAAAGAUAAUAAAACCUCCAAUCAGGGCCGAUAAUUAUCAAGAUCAAAGGUUCAUUGACAAGACAAAACAUUGUGCUUUCCAUCAGAACUUCGGCCACACGACAUACGACUGUGUUGCGGCAAAAGACCUACUGGAACGAUUGGCAAGGCAAGGACUCUUAGACAAAUACAUUGAUGGAAGAAGGAGUAGAGGAGAAAACAAGGUACCGGGAACAACUGGUCCAGGGGCGGAGGAAAAUGACAAAAGACACUGGGCGAACCCAAGCCAGCCAUGA